GCGCGAAGCGGACGCGUUUCUCUCUCUUUUUCUCCUCCUUCAGGCGUUCGGCCAUCGAUCGAUCCUCCCGUUCGACAAAACUAACUAACAAACAAGCAAAAAAGCCCAAGAAACAAAUGCAAAAAACAAACAAACCGAAUUCGAGCAAAACAAACAGCAAACACUGCUUGCAAAUCGAACAAAGUUUAAUUUAGAAGAAGGCUACAACAAAAAAAAAAAAGGAAAGGAAAAAGAAACGAAAAAAAAAAAACGCAAGCAACACGGAAAGAACCGCUUGCAAAACGGUUAGCGUAGUGAUCAACACGCUUUUUGUGUCCUUUUUCUUUGUUUUUUUUUGUUUUUGAUAUUUUCUUUUGUGUGUGCUCCACUUGCGAUCGUUAAUUGUUGACCGCGUGCAACGCCCCCUCGUCCCCCGCUGGCUGUCAUUAACGUCAACCCAUCAGCAACAUUGGCAACUUCGGUUGCAAAAGCAACGGCAACGGCAACAACAACUGCAACAGCAACAGCAGCAAGAGCAGCAGCAACAACUGCAACAGCAACGUGCACCAGCAGCAGCAGCAACAACAAAAUCAGCGGGCAGAAGUAACGGCCACCGUUCGUUCGAGUGCAACUGUUUUCGAAAGUUGCCGCUAACGCAUCCUGUUUGUCAACCUUCGGAAUUCGAAAUUGGAAUCGGAACUUUAACUGGAACAGCCAGCGAAAACGGUGGAAUUGGGCCAAGGACCUAGACGAAACAUCAAAUCAGCAGCAGCAGCAACAAGCACAGUAACGGCAGCAACAUGCAACAUCAACAUCAGCAGCAGCAGCAGCAGCAACACAAACAAGUGCGAUGCAGAAAUCUACGAAGAAACGUAGAAAUCGGUGCUAAGAAGAUUUGGCUGCCGCUUAUCAUUUUCCUUUCACUGCAGGUGGCACUCGUCUGCGCGGACGACGUGGAGGUGGUGAAGGCCAUUGCCGGCGGACCCGACGACGAUCUGACCAUCGCCCUGGGCGACCACGAGAACGAACUGGACCAGAUGGCCCAGGAGUCCGAGCAGGAGCAGCAGGCACAGGCGCAACAGCAGCAGCAGCAACAGCAGCAACAGCAGCAACACCAGCAGCAGCAGCUGCCGCAGAUCCAAAUGCAGUUGCCGCAGUCGGUGCCCAAGGUGUCGGUGCACUACCAGCACAACAUGCCACAACCGCCGCCCAGCGUCUCCGUCGGCCUCACCAUGCGCAACAACCACCAGAACAUUCCGCUGAGCUUCGGCCAGCCGUUCGGACCUCCGCCGCCGCCGGGCGCGCAGUUCUACAAGGGACCCCCGCCGCCGCCGCAACUGCAGCAGCGACCGCAACAGCAGCAGCAGCAGCAGCAGCAGCAGCAGCAGUCGCAGCAGCAGCAGCAGCAGGGGCAGCAGGUGCAGGUGCAAGUGCCCGAUUUAAGUGUCGGCGGAUCGAGCAACAACGAGAUCUGGGCGGCACCCGUGCAGGACAUGCCGAAGAUCGUCUCCCUGGACGUGAAGUGCGAGAAGAAUGGGAUGAAGGUGUUCGUCCAGUUCGACAAGCCCUUCAACGGGAUCGUCUUCUCGAAGGGGCACUACAGCAACAUGAACUGCGUCCACCUGCCAUCGGGAUUGGGUCGCAGCUCGGCCAGCUUCGACAUUGGACUCCACGAAUGCGGCACCGCCGGCAAUACGGAUAACUACAAUCAGGGCUAUGGCCACGAGUCGGGGAGUACGGGCGCGGGCACCUACUUCGAGAACAUCAUCGUCAUCCAGUACGAUCCGCAGGUGCAGGAGGUGUGGGAUCAGGCGCGCAAGUUGCGUUGCACGUGGCACGAUCAGUACGAGAAGAGCGUGACCUUCCGCCCCUUCCCCGUGGAUAUGUUGGAUGUGGUGAGGGCGGACUUCGCCGGCGAUAACGUGGGAUGCUGGAUGCAAAUCCAAGUGGGCAAGGGACCCUGGGCUUCGGAGGUUUCCGGCCUGGUGAAGAUCGGCCAAACGAUGACCAUGGUGCUGGCCAUCAAGGAUGACGAUUCCAAGUUCGAUAUGCUGGUGCGGAACUGUGUGGCCCACGACGGCAAGCGGGCGCCCAUCCAGCUGGUGGACCAAAGGGGCUGUGUCACUCGGCCCAAGUUGAUGUCCCGCUUCACGAAGAUCAAGAACUUUGGGGCCUCCGCCUCGGUGCUGUCGUAUGCCCACUUCCAGGCCUUCAAGUUCCCCGAUUCGAUGGAGGUGCACUUCCAGUGCACCAUCCAGAUCUGCCGCUACCACUGUCCGGAGCAGUGUUCCGCGGAGACGAACCUCCAGGAUGUCCACCACCUGCAAGUGGGUCCCGAAUCGCAGUACGGACCACCGCCCCAGCUGCACGUGGAUGCCUACCAUGUGGCCAGUGCGAUUGGCAAGCGGAGGGACGAGAGGCGGGUUCAGAGGAGAGCAAGAGCCGUGCCGGAGCCACAAGUGGGUCUCAACAGGAUCAUCAAGGUGGUCUCCUCGGGCGAUCUGACCUUUGCCAUCGACGAACAGGCCGGCAAUUCGAGUUCCUUGAACGGAUCGAGUGUGGAUCGCACGGGACCGCAGACGAUGGUGUUUCCACUCAGGGAGGAGGGUUUGAUUUGCAUGACCACGCCGGGAUUCGCCAUCACGCUGAUCGUGCUCCUCGGCAUCCUGGUCACCUCCUGCCUCACGUCCGCCGUCCUCUACGUCCGACUGCGUCCGUUCGCCUCGUUUGCAGCCAGCGCCAAGGAGCGGGCCGUCGCCUUCACGAAUCCCCAGCUGGCACCGCUGCCAGUCAUCCAGCUGCCCUCGCCGGCGGACCUUCCCCCCGGCACGCUCUCCAAGAAGCGGGCGAUGUCCUCGUGAACACGAUGACCCCGACUGUGCGACUGUCAGGGGAUCGGAAUUCCAGUGGCCACUUGCUGGUUCGGUGAUUGGUUUUGGGCGGCACUCGGCGUCCCUUCUUGAAUGGCAGCAGGGUUUCUAUUUGAAGCAGGAUAAAAAUUAUAUAAGUAUAAAAUUAAAAUAUUUAUAAAAAAUUCAAACACUCCGAUUUGAAUUGACUAAAAAAGGUUAGAGUUUCAAACAGAGCAAGAAAAAAAACAAAAUUAAAAGUAUAUUUCAGGUAUUUUUUUUUGGUAAUAAUUUUUAAAUCUAUUCGAAAGAGAAUUCAAUUGACUUCCACACAAUUCACGAAAUUUAGAACGAUAAACUAUUUUGAUAUAAAAAAAAGUUUCAAACUUAAAAAAAUAAUUGGAAGUUUUUUGGCAUUUCAAUGAUCUGUAAAGAUUUUAUUUAUUUGCUAUAGUCACAACAGUAAAAAUUUUACAAGUGGUUUAUUUAUUAUUCUUAUAAUUCGAGUCCGAAAAUCUAAAUCACCGUUAACUUGAGACCCUCACUUCAAAAAUGAACUGCCAUUAGUGCCUUCACCAGUUAUCGAAUUUCGUGUGCGCUUCCGUUUCCGGUUUCCAGGUACAGUUGUGUCUGCGUCUGCGGCUCUUAAAUUUGUAGCGUACACUUCUUUAGAAUAAUUUUUGAUGCAAAUCACUUAACAUUAACUGAAGCCGUUUACUGGGUUCUCCUCUUCCAUCCCUUUUCCCCAUUCAAAAGCCCAUUUAAGUCACCACUUUUAUUAAUCCACUUUCCAUUUUCCAUUUCCCUUCUCUCCAAAUGGUGGCAGUCGAUAAUCGAUUAUUUUUGUUUUAGUUUAAGCCUAGGUUCUAUUUCAUGUAAAACGGUGCUAAGCCAUGAUCAGCCCAUCAUAUAUCCAUCUGACCAUCUGACCAUCACUUGUAGCUUUCUUCAGCAUUUGAGCCGAUACAAUCCAUUACUUAGAGUAUUUCUUGUAAGACUCUCUUAAGACUUUGUAGACACGAAUACACACAAACACAAUCAUGUUUUGCACACACAACCACACAACCACACAAGGAACACACACACACAUGCAUAACAAAUAUACACUUGAAUUAGUCACUAAAUAUUUUAAGCGCUUUAAGCCGUAGACUAAGCCGAAAACUUAUGCUUCCCACUGUUAGCCAUUCCCGAAGUCCCUGGAUCUACUUAUAUCAGUUAGUACGCCUAGUAGUCCACUUAUUUAUUUGCAUAAUGAUUUAUGAAUAUCGCAUACAUACCCACAUAUAUACCGCCUUAUAUAUAUCUUCGAUUUUUUUUGUCUACUUUUAUAAGCCGAGCAAAGCGAGAAAAGAAAGUGUUCAAUAAAUUGUUUAG
Molecule: messenger RNA, 4202 nt
Organism: Drosophila ficusphila
Lineage: Eukaryota; Metazoa; Arthropoda; Insecta; Diptera; Drosophilidae
Gene: dy
Exons: 4
Coding region: 780-2840 (686 amino acids)
Source: RefSeq, a predicted model, not a curated record